AUGAACCUCAUUAUAAUCAUAUUAUAUAGUUACCUAUUUUUAGGAGUUAGCAAUGGCAAUUUUCCUGAAUACAGCUUCACCAUUGUAGACCAGCUGAAUGCUGAAACACUUUCACAGGAGCAUAUUCAUGAUUAUGAUUAUAGUUACUCGAGGAAUUUUACAUAUAAACCGUAUUGGCCUUGUAAUUGUCAAUUGCUGAAAUCGACGGGCAUAGCUAUAAAGAUGAGAGAAUUCGACAAUACAAUAGGGGUAAUCAAAAAAUUGUUUGAGGUUCUAUACAAGUUAGCAACAAAAAGGCUUGAUGGCUUCAACUUUGAUUGUUAUACUACUAAUAUUUGGUCCAUCAGAAACCAAUGGCAAACUUCAAUAACAGGCUACACCACUUUUGAUACAUGUGCAAAUUUGCCAAACGAAAAAGACAUCAUUUGCGCAAUCGACAAUUAUGUGCUGAAAGAGUUAAAUACCAACGAACAAGAGUAUCUCUGUAUCCAUUUUGAUUCCAAUGAUGGCUGGUUUGUUGAGGUUAAAAUGCGAAAUGUGAAUUACGCACUUUUCGAGAACUAUCGCAGUAUACACGGCUAUAAAUGUGUCCCAGAUGAUAAAAUAUAUUAUAUUUAUGAAAAAACUGCUCCAUUUGCAGGAGCAACAAUGAAAUGA
Molecule: messenger RNA, 657 nt
Organism: Kazachstania africana CBS 2517
Lineage: Eukaryota; Fungi; Ascomycota; Saccharomycetes; Saccharomycetales; Saccharomycetaceae
Exons: 1
Coding region: 1-657 (218 amino acids)
Source: RefSeq, a predicted model, not a curated record